CCAGAUUUAUGUCGUACAACUAUAUUGAAAUCAUUGUUAUAGAUGCACUGCUGACUGGACAUUCUUCUGAAGAACAAACCCUCCAUACAAGAACUGGAGGAAAUAUUGUUGUGGAAUGUUCCUUCCCUCACUCUGGGAACAGGAUGUACUUCUGCAAGGAAGAAUGUAAAAAAGAAGACGUUCUUGUUGAAACAACUGAUUUUGAAGCUGAGAAAGACAGAUACAGCAUCAGAUAUGUAAAAGGAUUUUCAUCAGGAGGAUUUCUGUAUGUGAGCAUCAGUCAGCUGACCAAGUCUGACUCAGGACGAUAUGUGUGCGGUCUGGACAGAUCUCAAAGUCGGUGGUUUAGGAUCAGUGUCACAGAUGCCCCGACCACUUCUACACCGGACCUGAAUUUACCUGUGUUUUCAUCGGCAGUCCCAUCAACCUUCACACCAACAACAACACAGAAUUUAAGUUCCAGUUCAAAAGGCUCCACAACUCCGGACACUGAGACAACUAGAGAUGUGCUGCUGUACGUGGGUCUGACUCUGCUCGUCAUGGUGAUAAUAUCACUGUCUGUGCUGAUAAUUUACAGGAAGAGGACCUCUAAGGCCAAAGACACUCCUGUGGAAACAGAGACCAACCAAGUGUAUGAGAACAUCAGAGAGGACAGACGGAGCAGAUCUCCUCCUGUGGACAGCUCUUCAAUUCACACUUACGCCGUGUAUACCAAACCGAAGAGAGCUGGAACCAGCGAUGACUUCAGCACUGUCACUGCAGCUCGUUCUCAAAAUACAGCUGAAGAUGAUUCGAGUAGACUCACAUAUUCAGAGUUGAAUUUUUCCAGCCAGGCCGUCGGCUCAUCCAGCAGCGCCCUCCGUGGUGACAGCAAUACCGUUAUCUACUCAGUUCCUCUGGUGUAAACAAGCUCUGAAGCCAGCCGUGCUGAAGAUCAUCUGUCAGUGUAUUCCACUGCUCCAACGCUGCCGCAUUUCUUUUACUACUUCAAUGUUUUAUGGAGUUCAUUUUAUAAUAAGUUAUUGCAACGUUAUUAAUGUAUCAUAACCACAGUAAGUUAUUUAGGGUUAGACAAAAAAAUUCAUGUUUGAGGUAACACUUUAUUUAAAUAGUCCACCUGGUAUUUGUAACAUUUUACAAGCUUAUUUUUAGUUGACCUAAAUGAAUCUACGUUCAUACAUUGUCAAAUAAACUCUAUGGUCGGGCUGCAUGAUUAAUCGAUUCUUACAUCUUCGCAAUCUCAUCUCUAACUGACGACGAUUCACUCGCUCCUAUUUCCCUGUGCAUUCAUGAUAUCAUUCAUAAUAUGCAUUCAAAUACUGACGCAAAUACUGAUGUUUGUCAUUCGGAGCGAACCAACAACUCAAAGUGUCGGUAUUUGACAACCUGAGAAUAAGACUCAACAAUCAGCUAUCUUUGUCCAGAGCUGCACCUUAAAAACAGCCUCAGAGGAUCAGGGCAUGAUUAAGACCUGAACACAAGCUGUAUUAACAGAGCCCUCACUCUGCAUUAGAAAGGGACGCACUUAAAACAGCCAGAGAGUUAAUAGAACAAUGGCGAAGCAUCAGGGGAAGAAAACUCAGAAUUUGUCCAAAAAAAAAAAUCCUAUUGAGUAUGUUUGAUUGAUAAAAAUCAUUAACAAAUGACAUAAUGCAGACAGAGAAUUGUAUUAAAAGUUCCUAAAAGGAAAACUCAUCUCAAACCUGUUUUACACUGCCUGUUCGUGGUGGGAAUAUCACGCAAUUAUUCCGCCUCUCUGUGCUGUGUGUUAGGUGCGAUCACAGAAUGGGAGGUCAUCGUUGUCUCCCCUCUGAGCCUGGAGCUGAGGUAGUAACAGCGCUGAAAUGAUGUCUGUAUAAACGGGACGGGAUCAUGGUAGACACAGGUGUGAUGUUUUGUUUUGUGUGAGAAUCACUGUGGGAGAUUUUAAAAGCAGCUGUUAGCAGUUAGCAGCUAACUCAAAGAAGAGCAGUGGCUGGAAAAACAAUGAGGUCCAGGAGCUCCUUAUCCUCCGAGCCCCGAGCAGAGGACGGGAUCAGCAGCCAUAUAACAGGGACAGUAUAUCAUUGUUGCCAUGUUAUGUCAUUGUUAUUGUUUAUAAAGCACUCCUGACUGAAUGUUAUAUGUCACGCUAGAGGUCGACACUUUUGAUUGCAUGAUGCUGGGAUGCCGUCUAUAAUCACACCCUGAAGCUGCAUGAUGCUGUGGUCAGUUAGCUCUGUGCUCAUUUCACACAAACUUCCUGCAGUUAGUGUGUUAACUGUUGGGGUUAAUUGUACAGUUUAUCAGUUGUUCCGUUCUGUGAUUGUUAUGCAUUGAAUGUAACAUGAAAUAUCUAUAAAUCACAUCCCUUAGUGAGGCGUCAUCAGUUUACUAAUGAUAGAAAAGAGGUCCCUUAAAGCAAAAGGUUGGGAACCACUGCUUUAGUAUAGUGCUUACCAUUAACCUGUCUGAGUUGGGGUGUUGUGUAUAUUUGGAUUUGCACCUCAUUGCUAAUGUUGUUUUUUUAAAUAGUAUUUUAUAUUUGCACUCUAAACUGUAUAUGUGCACUCUUUUUCUACCUUGCAUUGCAACUGCUGCAC
Messenger RNA from Epinephelus moara (kelp grouper), 2582 nucleotides. RefSeq lists its product as uncharacterized. NCBI's taxonomy places the organism in Eukaryota, Metazoa, Chordata, Actinopteri, Perciformes, Serranidae. Bases 9 to 905 code for a protein of 298 amino acids. The record is from RefSeq and is a predicted model, not a curated record. Gene Ontology annotation, molecular function: transmembrane signaling receptor activity. The transcript has 7 exons. Gene Ontology annotation, cellular component: plasma membrane.